AUGGCGACUAACGCAACUCUGGACAGUGUCUUAGCUACUAUGCUCUCCAUGCUCAAGGAACUCAAAGACCAGAGAGAUGCUUCAAUGACCGCCACUUCUACUCCAUCCAAAGAAGUAGCCAUGGAAGCGCUUGCCCGAGGGAUUUUGACCUUCACGUAUGACCCUGAACAAAAUCUCACAUUUGAUACUUGGUAUCAACGGUAUCGCUCCACUUUUCUUGAGGACGGGAAAAAUCUGGACGAUUCGGCGCGCCUGCUCACAAAAUUGGAAACAGAAUCUCCGGAAACUAUCAACCUGGAAUUCAUGUUGGUGGAAGCCAAGCGUCUCCUGAAUGUGAAAAAUGAUUCCAAGGUGGAAAAUCCAUCAGUCUCAGUGAGUAGUGUUCAGAAAAGAGGAAUCAGGAAAGAGCGCCCACCAAGGCCAUGUUAUCAGUGUGGGUCAAUGCACUUUGUGAGAGAAUGUCCCCACUCUGAAUCCAAAUGCCUUGACUGUGGUAAAACUGGACACAAAACUGGCUAUUGUCCUCCUCAACGGGACCCUGGGCGACAAAAUUCAAAGUCAUCCAAGCAACAAAAGAAGAGUCGACUAAAGAGCAAAGGGAAAUCAAAUGCCCGGACGAAUGCAAUUUUUUCUCCUCGGCAAUUUGGCAGAAAAUUUAUUAUUCCCCGGAUCAAUGACUGUGCAUUGGAAUUCCAACUGGAUUGUGCAGCUGAUAUCUCCGUGAUCUCACGUGAGUCUUGGGAAAUUCUUGGGAAGCCGUCACUCUCCCAAUCAGCCAUCAGCGUGCGUGAUGCUCAGUCACAGCAGAUUCCCAUUGAUGGAGAAUUUAAAUGCCACGUAAGCAUUUUGGACAAAGAGAUCGUGAGUAGAUGCCUCGUGUCACCCAAGACACGAACAAAUCUCUUUGGAAUCGAGUGGAUUGAGGCCCUAGGAUUGUGGGACAUUGCCCCUAGCAAGUACUGCAAUUCCAUCAAGCGCGAUUUGGACACAACAGAAGCUGUCAGGGAUCUCCAGAAAUUAUUCCCGGUCGUGUUUGGUACAGAGAUUGGUCUGUGCACGAAAGUGACAGCCACCAUUCACCUGAAGCCCAAUUCCACUCCGGUGUUCCGCCCCAAGCGUCCUGUGGCGUACCACAUGACCUCUGCAAUCGAUGAUGAGCUCCAGAGAUUGCAAUCCUCAGGGAUUAUCUCACCUGUUGAGUACUCUGAGUGGGCUGCACCGAUAGUUGUCGUGAAGAAACCCAACGGAAGUCUGAGAAUUUGUGGGGAUUACUCAACGGGGUUGAAUGAGUCUGUGGAGACUAACCAUCACCCAAUCCCAGAACCGGAUGCCUUGUUCAGCAAUCUCUCGAACAAGCGACUGUUCAGCCACAUCGAUCUCUCGGACGCCUAUCUCCAGAUUCCAGUUGAUGAGGAUUCGAGCAAAUUGUUGACGAUUCACACGCCUCGCGGCCUCUAUCGUUUCAACAGACUACCUCCUGGAAUCCGAAGUGCACCAGGAAUUUUCCAGGGAAUUGUCGAGAGGAUGCUGCAGGGAAUUCCUGAUGUAGUGUCCUACUUUGAUGAUAUUUGUGUCGCUAGUGCCACUCCCGAGGAACAUUUCUCCACACUGAAGAGAGUUUUUGAGCGUCUGCAAGAGUUUAACUUCAGAGUCAAAUUGGAGAAAUACAAAGACGGACUUCGACCAGACCCUGAGAAGAUCAAUGCCAUCAAAAUGAUGCCUGCCCCGAAGAAUGUUCAGGAACUGCGUAGUUUCCUGGGAGCAAUCCAAUUCUGGGGGAAAUUUGUCCAAUCCAUGAGUGAACUCCGAGCACCUUUGGACUACCUGCUCAAGAAAGGUGUGAAAUGGAGUUGGACACGUGAGUGUGAAGAAUCCUUCAAUCGCUUCAAGGACAUUCUUGGCUCAGAGCUCCUACUCACUCACUAUAACCCUCAACUUCCCAUAUUAGUUGCAUCCGAUGCAUCGUCGCACGCAAUUGGUUGCGUCGCAUAUCAUGAGUUUCCGGAUGGCACUCAAAAAUCAUUUUAUCAUGCCUCAAGGAAGUUGACGGACACUGAAAGUCGGUACAGCCAGAUUGAAAAAGAGGCAUUGGGCAUCAUUUUCGCCGUGAAGAAAUUUCAUAGAUUCAUCUAUGGAAGACAGUUCACGCUACUCACGGAUCACAAGCCUCUUGUGUCCAUUUUUGGCAAUCACAAGGGUAUUCCUGUGCACACAGCCAAUCGCUUGCAAAGAUGGGCAUUGAUCCUGCUGGCAUACGACUUCACUAUCAAGUACACGGCUACUGAUCGUUUUGGGCAUGCGGACAUUCUCUCCAGGCUGAUAUCCUCUCGUCGACAGCAGCAGGAUGAUGUUGUGAUUGCAGAGAUCCGCUUAGAUGAAGCCCAGGAUGAUGCCGUAGUUCGAGAUGCAGCAUCACAACUUCCCGUGAGCUUCAAGAUGAUCCAGAAUGCCACGAAGUCUUCUGAAUCCUUCCAAGAGGUCUCGAAGUUCAUCACUGGUGGAUGGCCAUCUUCCACAAAAGCCAUCAAAUCUAGGGAAGUAUUGCAAUUUUACAAGAUACGUGAUGCUCUUUCUCUGAUCAAGGGUUGUGUGUUUUACAGGGACAGACUGGAAAUUCCUGAGAGCCUCCGGCCAAAAAUCCUCCAGCAACUCCAUGAGUCUCACCCAGGGAUGUCAAGGACGAAGUCUCUGGCACGAGGAUAUGUCUACUGGCCUGGUCUCGACGAUGCCAUUGAGAAAAAGGUCCGGAACUGCACGGAUUGCGCUCUCGCCAGCAAGUCCCCUGUAAAAACACCCCUUGCAACUUGGCCACUUCCAUCUCGUCCAUGGCAGCGAUUGCAUAUAGAUUAUGCUAAAUACAAAGGGGAAUAUUUUUUCCUUGUUAUUGAUGCAUUUUCUAAAUGGCCUGAGAUUUUCAAGACACGCUCAAUGACGACCGCCCACACCAUCUCACGACUCCGUGAAAUUUUCGCUCGUUUUGGCCUUCCGGAGACUUUGGUGAGCGAUAACGGGACACAGUUUGUCAAUGAGAUGUUCAGCCAUUUCUGCAAAACCAACGGGAUUGUCCACCUUCGAACAACUCCUUACACUCCUGCGAGCAAUGGACAAUGUGAGCGUCUUGUAGACACAUUUAAGCGCUCUCUUGAGAAGCAAAAGAAUUCUCAGCAAUCGCUGGAUGAUGCAUUGCAACAAUUCCUUGCCAAUUAUCGAGUUACGCCCAAUGAAAAUGCACCUGAAGGAAAGUCUCCGUCCGAAAUCAUCUUCUCAAGAAAAAUCCGUACAAUUUUCGACUUGCUCCGAGACACACCUGAGGAGCCAAUUCGUCGAAAUGAGAAGAUGGAGGAAGAGUACAAUCGUCGUCACGGUGCCAAGAAGCGAAUAUUCGAGAAGGGGGAGGAGGUGUAUGCGAAAAUAUUUUCGCCAGGUAGAAGUUUUAAGUGGACUCCAGGUGUCGUAAUCGAGAGAAGAGGCUCUGUGCAAUACAAUAUUCGCUUGGGUAAUGGCACUAUUAUUAGAUCGCACACGAACCAGCUAAAGCACCGUUUCUCUGAGACUCAAGACGCCCUGCCGCUCUUCACCUCCACUCAACAAACGCAAGGAACGCAUAGUGCAUCCCCAUUGGAUACAUCACUUCCACUUCAGUUUAAAACUGAGCCCCAGUCAUCAUCAAACUCCGUUCCUGGACCUUCCGGACAACAACAAACCCCUCAGACACCACAGAGACCUGAGUGGACAUCUUCAAGUGAUGCUGAGACACCUCCACCAUCAAGACGUGUCUUACGCCGUCGGUCCAAGAAUGUUGUGCCCAAGAGACUAUCUCAGAAGUUUUAG
This is a messenger RNA of Phlebotomus papatasi, 3831 nucleotides long. RefSeq lists its product as uncharacterized. The coding region runs from base 1 to 3831 and encodes 1276 amino acids. Gene Ontology annotation, biological process: DNA integration. The record is from RefSeq and is a predicted model, not a curated record. Gene Ontology annotation, molecular function: zinc ion binding; nucleic acid binding. The transcript has 3 exons. Lineage: Eukaryota; Metazoa; Arthropoda; Insecta; Diptera; Psychodidae.